Molecule: messenger RNA, 2267 nt
Organism: Pocillopora verrucosa
Lineage: Eukaryota; Metazoa; Cnidaria; Anthozoa; Scleractinia; Pocilloporidae
Source: RefSeq, a predicted model, not a curated record
UCCAACUCUUUAGGAACCAUGGCCCGAGGAAAGAGCAUGUUGGACGAGAUCAAAAAGGAACUAGAAUGCCCGGUGUGCCAGGAACAAUUCAGCGAGAACAAUGAACCGAAAAUUCUCAAAUGUCAACACACGUUUUGCAAAUCCUGUCUUAACGGCUGGUUACGACGGCACGGUGGAGGAAGGUUGAGUUGCCCAAACUGUCGAGUGAUUACCGAAUGUCUCAACGACAAUAUUGACUGCUUACCGACCAACCUUGGAUUUAAGAAUUUGGGAGUUAUCUUAGAAGCCCACGGUGACUUAAGCAACGGUGACCGUCGAGACAUCAGAUCACAGGAAGAGAACAUAUGUGAGCUCCAUAGAAAGAAACUUGAACAUUACUGCGAACAAUGCCAGAUUUGCAUAUGCUCUGAUUGUGUUAUUGUUGAGCAUCGGGAUCCGAAAAGUCACCAAAUCGUGUCUAUAGAACAUGGAGCGAAAAUUCAGGGCGUAAUUAUCACAGAAAAACUUAGAUCUCUGGAAGCGAUCACUUCCCGCUUUAGGCGCGAUAUUGCUACUUUGUUGGAAAGGAGAGAUAAAUUUAACACUAACAUAGAGCAGGCAGUGAAAGAGCUCCAUAAGGCGGCGGAAAGCUGCAGAAAUUUGAUACGCCAACAUGAAGCUAGCGUGACGGAGCAGCUGGUGAGGGAGAGAUCGCUUUACGAUAAUACUAUUUCCCAGGAGUUGUCGAAGCUAACUGGCAAACUGGAGAUUAUGGCUAGCGUUGCGAUCCGUGGUAAAACGAUUCUUGAAAACCGUAACAUAGAGGAAAUGAUAACCAUGAAACAAAUACUCGAUGAAUUGACUUCAGAUAAAGUCAGACCGCUGCUCAGAUAUCCAGACGUAAAAUACACCCCAAGUGCACACCCUCGAAACUUACCUACUGGAAAGCUGUUUAUAACUCACACAGAACCUUCUAUGAGUGUGGUCACUGGUGAAGGCCUGACAAGCGGUAUACAAUCACAGGAAGCCAAUUUUACGGUGAUAACAAAGGAUUCAACGGGUCAGACAACUUACAGUGAAAUUGACAAAGUCAUCGUUGAGAUUACGUCUGUACGGAAGGGAAUAAAAGACAUUCCAGUUGUUAUGAAAGAAUUGAAAGACGGUCGAUAUUCUGUUUUCUAUACACCAAAUUCUUUUGGCGAAUUUCGGGUUUCAAUCAAAGUCCGAGAGGAACCAAUUCGAGGGAGUCCCUUCAAACUUCGAAUUCAAAAAAUUCCGAAGCCUAUUGUCUUUGAAGGGAGUUCUAAAUUUCAAGGCGUAAAGCUCCACAGAGAUUGGAUUCCUCAGCCAAGAAAUCGACAAGGGGUCCUGCUUCCUGCUUACUGGAUUCCACAACCAAAAGACUCCCAGGGCGUAGAAAUGACUGUACACCUUGUUGAGCUGGAUCCUGAGAAAGACUCGCAGCAGUACAAGAGAGUUCAGGACCGAUUCCAGCAAACCUGUUCCGGCAACCAAAUUGUAAAGAUAGAACGAGUUCAAAAUCCAGCUCUCUAUGGCUCGUACAUGAUCCGAAAACAGGAGAUGGAUGAGACUAAGGGAAGCAACGAGCAGUGGUUAUUUCACGGAACUCCGGGUAAUAACUGCAAAUUAAUAAAUCACACAGGUUUCAACAGAAGCUUUCAUGGCAGAAAUGCAGCCGUGUAUGGAAAUGGCGUGUAUUUUGCUGAAGAUGCCUCCUAUUCAGCUCGGUCAACCUAUUCACCAGCCGACGCGAGUGGUCUGCGGUACAUGUAUUAUAGUCGAGUCCUGGUUGGUGAGUAUACGCAAGGAAAACGACAUUUCCUCACGCCUCCAGCAAAGAAUCCAAAUGAUCCAACUGACAUCUAUGAUAGCGUGGUGGAUCAAAUCCCCAACCCGAAAAUCUUUGUUUUGUUCUAUGACUCACAGUGCUACCCAGAGUACUUGAUUACCUUUCGCUGACCCGCACACGGUUUUCGGCGCUAUUUAGUGUAACACAACAUGUGCUUCUUUGAAUAGCUAGGAAACAACAACACUAAGAUAUUUGGCCGACAUUUCAAUGGGUAGAUGUCGUUAGUCUCCCCAUUUUAAAGCUUGUUUUGUUUUAUUUGUUUUUCCUUUUUUCGUUCUUUUGUUAUUUGUUUGUUUUUGUUAUCAUUACUAUUAUUUUUUUAUUUUAUCAUUGUACUCUAAACAUUGAGUAUUAUCUUUAUUUCAAGUGCUAAAAUCUAUUUACAAUGGAAUCUAUAAUUCUAUAUUUUUUUACAUAU